AUGAUUAUACUGGAACCACGAAACAUCCUGCCAGAACACCAAGCAGGUUUUCGACCUAAAAAAAGCACCUUAAAUAAUAUCAUAAGGCUAACUGAAUAUGCAAAACAUCAAGUAUAUGGAACUGAUCGUCGACGUCAUGCAGCUGUCAUAUUAUUUGAUAUCAAAGCUGCCUUUGAUUCAGUAUGGCAUGAUGGGUUGAUAUACAAAUUAAAUGAAUUACGUUUUCCACAAUAUAUAAUGAAUUACCUCAUGUCAUUCUUACAAAAUCGUGUUGCUGUAAUCGAAAUUGAAAACAACGUAUCUAAACCAUUCAAUUUAAAGAGCGGUACUCCACAAGGAUCUCCAUUAUCACCUCUAUUAUAUAUUAUAUAUACGGCAGACUCGAUGAAUGGAAUAUCAGACCAUACAGAACAUGGUUUAUUCGCCGACGACACUGCACUAUGGACAUCGUCAAAUACAACAACAAGCCUUAAUAAUAGAUUACAACAAUCCGUAGAUGCAUUCGAAAGCUGGUGUAAAUCAUGGAAAUUAAAAUUACAACCUACAAAAACAGAAUUAAUUCACUUUACUGUCCAUCCCAGAAGAAGUUUUAAAAAUCCAAUAAAUAUCAAAAUACAAGAUACAAUCGUCACACCAUCAGAUUCAACAAGAUAUCUUGGAAUUAUCAUAGAUAAAAGAUUAAAUUGGCGAAGUCAUAUUCAUCAUAUUGAAUCGAAGAUAGCAGGUCGUAUCAGUCUACUUAGAUUUCUAAACAAAACUGCAUACGAAUCUAACGAUAAAAUAAUGUUGAAUAUUUUCAAAUCAAUUGCAAGAACUAUGAUAAUAUAUGGAUAUCCGAUUUUACUUACACCUAAUGAUAAAAUAUGGGAACGAUUGCAGAUUAUACAAAACAAAGCUAUACGUGCUGCUUUAGGACUACCCAUAUACACAUCAGUUGAUUAUAUACAUCGUAUUACCAAUAUUCCCAAAAUUAAAGAAUAUGCUGUUACUUUAUUACAACGUUAUAUACAAACAGCAAUAUGUAACAACGACAUUACAUUAACAAACCAUCUACAAAGCAUAUACAAUAAACUAUAA
Molecule: messenger RNA, 1077 nt
Organism: Rotaria sp. Silwood2
Lineage: Eukaryota; Metazoa; Rotifera; Eurotatoria; Philodinida; Philodinidae
Source: the annotation of a GenBank genome assembly